AUUUUUAUCAAAAUUAAUGUCGCUCUAUUCUAGUACGUUCUUCGUGUUUCUGGUCACACCGUGUAAUUUCCCUCGACAGUCUCUUUGAUUUCCCAAUUUAUGAUGAACAGCUACUGCUUGUAGCCUCUCUGCUUCUGCUUCUGCGCCCAAUUUCCAUAAAUUCUUUUCAAAAAGUCUGACAGAUUACUCGAAAUAGCCCAACAUUAACCUAGAAACCUAAGAAAGAGAAAGAGGGAAGACUGAUGGACGCAGAAACGCGUAAUAAAAUCGAGGAGACGGUUUUGGAAAUCCUUAAGAAUUCAAACAUGGACGAAACCACCGAAUUCAAGAUCCGCAAAUCCGCCUCCGAGAAGCUGGGAAUGGACCUCUCCGACCCCGCCCGGAAGAAGCUCGUCAGGGAGGUUGUGGAGUCGUACCUCACCGAACAACAGGCCAAAGCGGAGGAGGAAGAAGAAGCCGAAGCGGAAGAGGAGGAAGACGGCGGUAGAAACAAAGGCGAAAAGGAAUACGAUGACGAGGGCGGCCUCAUUGUUUGCCGCUUAUCUGACAAGAGAAGAGUGACACUAUCUGAGUUUAGAGGGAGGACUCUGGUUUCAAUUAGGGAGUAUUACAAGCGAGAUGGCAAAGAGCUUCCAUCGGCCAAAGGAAUAAGCUUGACAGCUGAACAGUGGGCCUCCUUCAAGAAGAAUGUACCUGGCAUAGAGAAGGCCAUCAAGAAGAUGGAGUCUAGAUGAAGUACUCGUUUCGUUCUUCAGUCUGAGCCACCUUUUGGAGUCGAGAUGGAGCACUCGUUUCGUUCUUCAAUCUAAGAGACCUUUUCUUGAUCUCCAUCUUUAGGAGGAGUUUGGUACACUUGCUUUUGGAACUACUACUAAUGAUAUUAGUAAAUAUUAGAUGCCAUUUUGCUCUAGAGACUCGUCUAAGCUUAUGUAUCGUUCCCUCCUAAAAAUCGUUUUGUUGAAAGAACAAGAGAUGGAGCUUGUGAUAUACCAUUUGUUGCAAACUGCAUUUUGCACUUGGAAAAA
This is a messenger RNA of Salvia miltiorrhiza (redroot sage), 1025 nucleotides long. RefSeq names its product RNA polymerase II transcriptional coactivator KELP. The transcript is spliced from 3 exons. Bases 243 to 734 code for a protein of 163 amino acids. Lineage: Eukaryota; Viridiplantae; Streptophyta; Magnoliopsida; Lamiales; Lamiaceae. The record is from RefSeq and is a predicted model, not a curated record. Gene Ontology annotation, biological process: positive regulation of transcription initiation by RNA polymerase II. Gene Ontology annotation, molecular function: transcription coactivator activity; DNA binding.